Panicum virgatum (switchgrass) is the source of this 3118-nucleotide messenger RNA. Its product is annotated as pentatricopeptide repeat-containing protein At3g51320-like. The transcript is spliced from 3 exons. NCBI's taxonomy places the organism in Eukaryota, Viridiplantae, Streptophyta, Magnoliopsida, Poales, Poaceae. Bases 74 to 1717 code for a protein of 547 amino acids. Gene Ontology annotation, molecular function: RNA binding; protein binding. Gene Ontology annotation, biological process: RNA modification. The record is from RefSeq and is a predicted model, not a curated record.
CCACUGCCCAGCGUCACGGAGCCCUGAGCGGACGCCUAAACCCCAUGGCACCGCCGCCCCGCUGCCUCCCCUGAUGGCGGCCGCCUCCACCUCCCCCCAUUCCGCCGCCGCCGCCACCCACGUCGACGACCUCCACAGAUUCCUCCGCAGCGGUCUCCGCACCCACGACGCCGUCCUCCGCACCCACGCCUUCCUCCUUCGCCGCGACCUCCUCCUUGGCCACCCCGUCCCCGCCGGCCUCCUCCUCACCGCCUCCGCCUGCUCCGCGGCCUCGCCGCCCGCCCACCUCCUGAGGCUCCUUCUCCGUCACCUGCCCCCUCCGCUCCCGCUCUUCUCGAUCGACGCCGCCCUCCGCGCCCUCGCCCCGCGCAUCCCCUUCUCCGCGCUCCUCUCCCUCUUCGCGGCCCUCCUCCGCUCGCACCACCCCCUCUUCCCCGACCGCUUCUCCUUCCCGCCUCUCCUCUCCGCCGCCGCAUCCGCGUCCCCGCGUGUCCACCUCCCCUCCGCUCUCGCCCUCCACGCGCAGGUCCUCCGCCGCGGCCUCCUCUUCUCGCCGCCGCCCCACGCCGCUAACGCACUCCUCCACUUCUACGCAGCUGCCGGGCGUCUCCCAUCUGCCCGCCACCUGUUCGACGAAAUGCCGUUCCGGGACAUAGCGUCCUUGAACACCAUGAUGACAGCAUAUGCUGGCGCGCCGGGUGGCAUUGAUGACGCACGGCAGCUGUUUGAUAGAAUGCUCCUGAGAAAUGUUGUGUCUUGGAACGUCAUGGUUAAUGGAUACGUGAAGGCGAAGCGGCCGGAGCAAGCGCUGGAGGUGGUCAGGUGGAUGGCUGAGGUAGGGGUGAGGGGUACAGCAACAACAAUGGUAGGGGCAGCCACAGCUUGCUCCAGGUUGGGGAGGUUGCGGACUGGGAGGGAGGUGCAUUGUGCGUUCUUGCGCCGUUUUGAGGAUGAUAACCUGUUGGUUUGGACCACAUUGGUUGAUAUGUAUGCCAAGUGCCGGAGGGUCUUGGCCGCAAGGAAGGUGUUUGAUCGGCUCAGCAUGAGGAACCUGGUAUGCUGGAAUGCAAUGAUCAUCGGGCAUUGUGUUUACGGAGAGCCUUAUGAUGGGAUCAAGCUGUUCCAUGAGAUGAUUGGGCCAGGUAAGGUGCAACCAGAUGGGGUCACUCUCAUCGGUGUUCUCUGCGCCUGUGCGCGUUUAGGUCUCUUGGAUGAUGGGAAGGCAUAUUUUGAGCAGAUGAGGACCAUGUACAACCUCAAACCGACAUUUGCUCACUAUUGGUGCAUGGCCAAUCUGUAUGGAAAGGUUGGGCUUCCAGAAGAAGCUGAGGACCUUUUACAGAGUGUACCGGAGGAUCUGAAGUCCCGGGCAUUGGGUGGCUUACUUGGGCUGUGCCGGUUCCGGGGGGAGUGGGCAACUGGGGAACGGAUUGCCCUCAGGUUGAUUGAGCUGGAACCAAGCAACAAUGCUCACUAUGCACUGCUUUGCAGUGUCUAUGCCGCUGCGGGAAGAUGGCAAGAUGCUCACGGGGUGAAGGCUAUCAUGAAGGAAAGAGAUGAGAGGUUCAGCCCUGGACAUCGUCUCUCAAACUUAAAUGAGAUUGUCCAUGAAUACAGAGUUAGGGAGAGGCAACCUGAGAGUCAGGAGAUGUAUGCUGUCCUAGAUGAGUUGGCAUCAAGGCUGAGAAUAGAUUGCAGAUGGAAUGAGCAAAGUUAAUCUGGAAUAGAAUAGCUCAGAUGCACCAACGGAUCAUCUUGGACUGGCAUAGUUUUGAAUGAGCAGCUUCACAGGGCUAAGCGAGACAAUUUGAUGAAGUGUAUCUUCAGAUGUAACUCUUUGUGCAAAACCACUUGUGAGUAUGUUGCUACAGAAGAGAAACAUUUAGGGGUGGUAAUUUUACACAUGCUGAAACAUGGGCAACCUUGUGUGCUUGUGUGACUGACCUGCAAAGCAAGCAUGCUGUCCUGAAAGGGAGCCCUCUUGGCAUCGAGAAGAAUGAGGUCUUGACUCUUGAGAUGUCGACUAACUAACUGCAAGCGUGCCAAGGAAACCGCAAGCUGGGUGUGCUAAGAUUGGAGGAAACAGGGCAGGAUGGGUGGUCAUAACCUUAUUGCUUGAACAUCUAAUUGCCUGUGGUGAUUAAGGGAUGGUACAGCUACGGGUUUUUUUUCUGCCUUUUGUUUUUGUCUCAUUGCCAUUUGCAUGUAGAGAUUCAGUCUUUUGACAAUUUUGCAGCUGGAGCUUAGUACUGUUAUGUGGUGUAGGCCUGAUGAAUGCCAUUUUGAGCUAUUGGUGGUUGUAGGAGAAAAGAUAGAUUGUAGAGAAUGAAUAAUUAGACACACACUGAUUCAUCGCAUUUGUGUUACACUGCUGGACAAGUCAAAUAAUUGACUAAUAGUUUUGUUUUGAAAAUAAUUCUGGGGGUGAAAGGGUGCCAAAGGUCCAUUCUCCUGUGCUGUGCUUGUGCGAGCAGGAACAUUGAAGGAGAUAUUGCACCAGGCAGAAGACGCGAGCUGGACCCACAGGACAGAACAGACGGCUAACAAGAAAACCAGCCAAUGGUGCUGAUUUGUGGGCACGCCUACAGCUAUACUUGUGGGGCCCAGCCCGCCCCUCCUCGCGAAACAGCAGUGCCCUUGUUUCGUCAGCGAGUGGAGGGGCGGUUCUUGCUCUGGCUCCGCCACGAGCAGCACGGCGGUGGCGACCUCACCCUCGCUCAAGUUCAUCUACAGUCCUAAGUCGCUCAGCUCUCUGAGAAGACCCAGCCCUGUGCCGAUAUGUUGCAUGGAGUAGUACAGCUGGGCAGGGAGCUCACAUUGUUGGAGAGGGACCUCUUCUCCAGGGCCUACAAUAGUGUUGUUGAUGAAAAGUGUGCGGUGUGGCAUAUUCUUUCAUCUGUUCAGCUUGAGCAGGGGGCAAAAGGUAACCAGAUAGCCGAGAAGGCAGCUUAGAGAGUUCCGGUUAAAGGUAGAUGGCUGAAUACUUUCCAUAAGAAAGGAAAUAGCUCAACCACUUACUAUGUAACUAGCACCUCUUUUGUUGUGCAACUGCUGCUGUAAUCCUGGAAUAAAUUUUAUGUUCCAGAUAUUUUAAUUUCAAACUCAAAUUUACUCCUCA